Pseudophryne corroboree (corroboree frog) is the source of this 5150-nucleotide messenger RNA. It is a transcript of the gene TEAD2, whose product is annotated as TEA domain transcription factor 2. The coding region runs from base 451 to 1764 and encodes 437 amino acids. The transcript is spliced from 13 exons. Gene Ontology annotation, molecular function: DNA-binding transcription factor activity, RNA polymerase II-specific; RNA polymerase II cis-regulatory region sequence-specific DNA binding. NCBI's taxonomy places the organism in Eukaryota, Metazoa, Chordata, Amphibia, Anura, Myobatrachidae. Gene Ontology annotation, biological process: regulation of transcription by RNA polymerase II; hippo signaling; embryonic organ development. Gene Ontology annotation, cellular component: transcription regulator complex. The record is from RefSeq and is a predicted model, not a curated record.
UUCCUCUCUUUCAUUCCAGAGAUUCCUCUGAAAAGCUGUCACCUUUCCAAAAUACCAAGCCUGCUUUCCAACCACCACCACCAGCAGCACCAACAACAACAACAAAAACAACAGCAGCAGUUGUGGCUGGGGCCAGCCAGAGAGCCCUCCUCAUCCUCACCUGACCUUCAUCACACACAAGAGGAGGGGGCAGAGACAAUCCCUCUCACUGCUGCCCAAAAGAGAAAGAAAAAAAUACAAGUCUUUCCCUACAAAGUGCUGACCAGGGUCUGUCUUUCUCUGCCCCCAAUCCUCAGCCCUUGCUCCUGGCUCCCAGAUACCCACCAUAAGUUGCCACAGAGUCCCUACAUUUCCACCCUGCACGUUUCCCCUCUGCUGGCAAGAAUUUGCUGAGUCCUCUUUAGUGGGGUGAGGCUUGGAGGAGCCUCUCCUUUCCCUCCUGUCCCAGCCAUGGACCCCAAUGGGUGGAGUGAAGCUGGCAGCCCAGCCGAGAGCACAGGGGACUUGGGAGACUCCAUGGAGAAGAGCCUAGACAACGACGCAGAAGGUGUAUGGAGUCCAGACAUAGAACAGAGCUUCCAGGAGGCGCUGGCUAUAUACCCACCAUGCGGGAGACGCAAAAUAAUUCUAUCUGAUGAAGGCAAGAUGUAUGGCCGCAAUGAAUUGAUAGCCAGAUACAUAAAACUACGGACAGGAAAGACGCGUACAAGAAAACAGGUAUCUAGCCACAUACAAGUUUUAGCACGGAGGAAGUCUCGAGAGAUCCAGUCCAAGUUGAAGGCUAUGAACAUGGAUCAGGUAGCAAAAGAUAAAGCUCUGCAGAGUAUGGCAGCAAUGUCUUCAGCACAGCUUAUAUCUGCAACAUCCAUUCAGAGUAAGCUGGUACCCAGUAUAUCACAGUCCCCAUUCCCACCCACUGCAGGGUCUCCAGACUUUUUCCAGUUCUGGCCUGGAGGAGCUGGCCAGCCCCGACCGACUCAGGACGUUAAGCCGUUUUCCCAGCCUCCAUAUCCCCUGCAGCCUGCUCCCCCUCCUCCUGCCGUACCAGGUUAUAAUGCAAGUCCUGCCAGCCUCUCCCCGUUACCAUCAGGGCCUGCAUGGCAAGGGCGUUCGAUUGGAACACCAAAACUGCGUCUUGUUGAGUUCUUGGCCUUUAUGGAGCAACAAGGAGAACCCGAUGCAUACAACAAACAUCUGUACGUACACAUCAGCCAGUCUAAUCCCUCCUAUAGUGAUGCCUUGUUAGAGUCUGUGGAUGUCCGUCAGAUUUAUGACAAGUUUCCAGAGAAGAAGGGAGGACUUAAAGAACUGUAUGAGAAGGGGCCACCCAACGCCUUCUUUUUGGUCAAGUUCUGGGCUGACCUCAAUACCAGCAUUCAGGAUGAACCAGGCGUGUUCUAUGGUGUAAGCAGCCAAUACGAGAGCCCUGAGAACAUGACCAUCACUUGUUCCUCCAAAGUAUGUUCCUUCGGAAAACAAGUGGUGGAGAAAGUAGAGACUGAAUAUGCCCGGUUUGAAAAUGGACGUUUUCUGUAUCGCAUCCAUCGCUCACCCAUGUGUGAAUAUCUCAUCAACUUCAUCCACAAAUUAAAGCAGCUUCCCGAAAAAUACAUGAUGAACAGCGUGUUAGAGAAUUUCACUAUACUACAGGUGGUUACAAAUCGAGACACCCAAGAACUGCUUCUCUGCAUAGCUUACGUAUUUGAAGUGUCCACCAGUGAGCAUGGCGCUCAGCAUCACAUCUAUAGACUGGUGAAAGACUGAGCAGUAAAGAACCCUUCCCCAUGACUCAGCCGUGUAGGACUUGGCUGUUUUCGGCAAACCUGGAGGCCUCUCCUGUUUUCCUCGAAUCUCUAAACACUUCCUGGGAGAGGAUACCUAGAAAGUGGGGAUGGGACCCUUAAAAGGAUGCAUGGACAUGAGGGGGAAGGGCCACAAAACCACAAAGACCUCACCCUAACAGAACCUUCUGUGUUAUGUUUUGAGCCAAAAGGAAUAUAUAUAAAUAUCUAUAUAUAUAUAUAUAUAUAUAAAUAUAUGUUUGUGUGUGAAACCGUUUCCAAACUGGGGAAACCAUGCAGAAGCCGCAGCUGUCAUAAGGUGUUUCAUUUUUAAUGUUUGUUUUUUCUUUCUUUAACAUUAUGUUGCUGCCAAGUGCAUCAGUACACGGUACGGCGCCAAUUUAACAAUAAGGAGAGGAAGACGGAGUGUGAUUGGAGACUAUCAACACUCGUCCUCUCAGUUUUUUUAUUGUUUUUUUUUUUUUUUAAAUCUAGCUUCUUGGACCCCACUGAAAUGCAACUUGCACUUUCUGUGGUCAAAACAUUGUAUCUAUAGUCACCAUAACAUUUUUUUUUUGCCCACUAAAGUUUUUUUUAAAUAAUAGGCUUACACAGUAUUUUAACCUGGUUCACUUUUCAAUCUCAUGAUGUGUGGCCAGUUCUAAGACUAAGAUAUAUUUAACAUAAGGCACUCACAGAAAGCAAAUUCUACUGUGUUGGAGGUUUUGGUCUUAUAUAUGUGAGAAUGUUAAACUAUCAUGGUGUAUGUAAUCUCCAUUAUGGGCUUGUGAAGAUAUUUGGAAGUCAGAAAGUGGUCUAUAAUGUGACUUAAGCAGUUCUUCUUGCCAAGCAAAUGCAUACUUUCUGUGAGUGGAAAACACCUGACUAAGCAUUAUCAUCUGGUCCCAGCCAAGUCUUGCUGAGCAAGAAUGAAACAUUGAUAAACAUUCAGCUUUUAUUUCCAAGUGCUUGUAUAAUACUCAAACUGGGGCUUCCCAUAAGUGUCAUUUUGGCACUUUUAACAAGAUACCCUAAAGAUAAUCAAUGAGAGACUUGCCAUGAAGAUGAAGCUGAAGACUUUGGGUAUUGAGCAGUUGGACUAUUGUAAAGUAUGACUACAAGAAAGAGAUGUAUAGUGACUCUCACCCUCGUCUCAUACAUUGAGUGCCUAAAUGAAAGUGGAAAAAAAGACAUAAAUAUAUAUAUUUUUUGUAUUGAAAAGCCAACACUUUUUCCUGAGUGGAUUUGAUAUUGUGCCAUGAAAAUAAUAAUGAAAUAUGUACUUAACUGCCAGCCCACAUCCUGAAAGUCCCCCGAAGCACUCCCGAAGAUGGCCACAAUGUGGGGCGGAGCAGUCCUUCUAAAAGUGGAAAAGAUUUGUCAUUUCAAACAUAUGUUGGGUGUUAUUAAGAAGUGAUGGGAGCAAUAUUUACAUUUAUUUUGCUUGCCAAUGAUAGAAAGGAGGGGUGUGUUGUUGAGUGUUUGACAUAUCUUCUCCAAAAAAUAAGCAAAGAAUUGGGGCAUUUAAGGUCCAAAAAGGGCGUUUAUUAGUACUAAGAGUAAUAUGAGACCUCUAGAUGGUCCCGAAGACCUAACAUGAUGUGCUUGUGUAUGCCACUACUGUCAAAUGCAUUAACUUUAACAAAUGUACUUGAUACUUAGGAGGUAAAAUAGACAUGUACAGCUUUAGGUCACCUUUUAAUUAUUUUGCUGUUGGGGUAGAAUGCUGAAUCUCCAGCUACCCCAUCCCCCAGUCCACCCUCACCAACCUGCAGCAGAUUGGUCAAACCAAAGAAAUACCUACUAUGCGGAUCUACUGACCUUCUCUUCACUCCUGUCUUCAUUUGUCUUAUUUGUGGACAUUUCUAAAGCUAUUUUUUGUUUUCAGCAGUGAAGAUUGAAUGAACACAGAAUUUAAAGCAUUUUAGUUUGGUUACAAAUUUGUUUUGUUGAAGUGCCACUAUUGUCUACAACUCUAGCUCUAACUGAAGGACAUUUUUUCAUCCCCUGCCAGAGUCCUUCUCGCUUUGUUUGUGGAUUCUACCUAUUUAUUGGGUUUAAAUCAAAUGGGGAGUUUACAGAAAGAAACAUAACUGGUUAUGGUUAAUUUGGAAGCUCAUAUGGGAACAAAUAUUUCAUAGCUCUAUGAGAUACAUCAGAAGUACAACAUUGAGCACUUUUAGGUGUUCAUAGUAAUUAAUUAAGAUCCUGGUUUUAUUUAUCAACACACAUAAUACAAUUUGCCUUAUCUAUGUCCUGUACCAUUUGUCUGUAAUCACCAUAUCAGUAUACAUGGUUUAUUUAGCAAAAUAUUUAACCAUCAAGUAGAUGUUCCCUUGCAUCUCCCUUUACCAUUAAUAUUGUCUCUAAUUAAAUCUAUGAAUGGGACUGGGUGUGGUUUCUGUGAACAGGCGUGAGCUCGGCAAGUAAUCCUGUACAUUUAAAGCGGCAUUAAUUUAAUAGGAAAAAAUAAGGAUGAUUUUUCCUUUUAACUUAAUGCCAUAUGAAAUCUAUAGAAUAAGUUACUGAGAUCAUGUUGGUUCACGGAAAUCACACCGUUACAUGUACCCUAUUGUGUUAAAAAAAUGCUUAUAUAAAAUGUCAGUGCCAUGUUUAAAUAUAAGAUAUUUGAAUUUAAUUGCACUAUGUUAGCUAACAGUGCAGCAGUGGUGUUCAGAAGGCUUGGAUGACUUCAUGUUGUGUCAUUAAAGAGCUUUUCAGUAGAGCUUUUUGACCUGUGCUCAGAAGAAGUCUUUAAUACCAGGUAAUUAGUCUUUCCCCAUUGGAGCAAAUCCUACUUCAAGUAUCUUAAGUUUUGACAGGUUCAUGCAUAUUUGUAGCUUUUAUACCAGUAGACAAUAUCCCUUCUGUUUUUGGUUACCCGUUCAUGUGCUAUGCUUUUACUUGUUCUCUGCCAUUAAAGUUUGCUUAUUGCUGAUGCUCUAGUGAAGUUUUAGCAAUAAGGGAGUCUUUAUGGGAUGUAUAGGAAGUGGUGUCCCUUCCACAAAUACUACAAUCACAUCAUACGUUUGAGGGAACAGUCAACACAUCAACGCUUAUUUUUUUUUUUUUUUUUUUUAUAGUGGAACUGAAUUAAUUUAGCAGAUUCUCUACAAAGUAUGAAUCAGUCAGUUGAGAGACUAGUGAAGGUAACCAAAUACAUUUUGUGAAUCAAACUUGCCAUAUGUUUCCUCCAUUGCUCAGCGCAACAAGCACAUUUUCAUAGUUAUUUGUUCUGAUUUUUUUUUUUUUUUUUUUGAGGGAGCCCAUUGUACACAGGACAAAACAAAAACAGUGGAAUUUAAUGUAUACCCAUGUUUGUAUUGUGAACAAAACUUUCUUAGUAUAUAAAAUUAUUUUACAAGAAAA